Molecule: messenger RNA, 1858 nt
Organism: Oncorhynchus nerka (sockeye salmon)
Lineage: Eukaryota; Metazoa; Chordata; Actinopteri; Salmoniformes; Salmonidae
Exons: 8
Coding region: 685-1326 (213 amino acids)
Source: RefSeq, a predicted model, not a curated record
GCACAAAAGUAGAAUUAAGACAUCCGGGAUAAAUGACUCAGCUGAGCUCAAUGAAGCCAAAACAUGUGCGUCCAGGCUUAAUUGGUUGCACAAAGACCAAGCCAGGAUGAGCAGACACGGAUUCAUUAAGCCAGGUGAAACCAAUCCUGGAUAGGUGCGCGCUCACGGCUCACUCAAAUAGACCCCGCCACAGAUCACAGAUGAACUGAUUUACCAUGGCAACUAGAGCCGCGUACUUUUCCCCGUCGGAAGCACAAAUCCUCAUGGAGGCAUACGUAUUGCAGACCGCCUGAAUGCGUAAGUAGUGCACAAUUACACACUCACCGCUCCGCUGAAACAUCACAAUUACAAUUCAAAUAUUUAAUUCACAUCUCCAAAAAUGCAGUUGUACUGUAAUUAUGAAACGGUUAAAUUUUUAAUUGAAAUGCACUGCAGAUAUGAGUGAAAUUGUGUAAAGUAACUCCAUCACACUGUAUAAAGCUAUGAUAAUUUUUUGAUAUUUUUACUGAAAACAAGACAAAAAUACCAAGUAAUUUUUUGCAGUGUGACUCCAUUAAAUGUGUGUGUGUGUGUGUGUGUGUGUGUGUGUGUGUGUGUGUGUGUGUGUGUGUGUGUGUGUGUGUGUGUGUGUGUGUGUGUGUGUGUGUGUGUGUGUGUGUGUGUGUGUGUGUGUGUAGAUUAAACAUGAACGGGCCAAAACGGACAUGGCAGCAGGUCAAAAUCAAAUACAAGAACAUUCUGCAGAAUGCAGUGAAAAAGAAUACCCACAGACAAGGCACGGGUGGUGGGUCACCAAAGGCUGACCUUACCCCAGCAGAGGACAUGGCCUUGGAGCUAAAUAAAGGCAGGCCCGUCUUAGAGGGGAUCCCUGGGGGGAAAGAGACGAGCAUAGGUUCCUCCCAAGAUGCCACCCGCUUCAUUCAAGUGCCUGGCAGCACUGUGUUCCUGUUAGAGCCACCAGCACAAGCACCAGACGAUGCUGAUCCAGGUGAAGGCCCCAGUGCAGCAGCAACAGCACAUGAUGGAGACGAUGAUGAGGAGGAGACCAUCUCUCUGGAUUCCAGAAGGCAUGAGGACCCAGAUGCUAUACAGUGGGAAAACCAGCCUGGCAACAUAAGCUCACAAGCUAUCAGAAAGUUGUAUGGCAACCACCUCCGGCGCCAAAUAGAACUGGCAGACAUAGACAUUCAGUACAAGAAGAAAAAGAUGGAAAAUCUUGCACUGGAGUCCGAAAUAAAAAAGAGGACAAUUAGGAAACUGGACCUUGAAAUAAAAAAACUUGAGAGGGAGCUCCAAGAAGAUGACACAGCUCAAAAUAAAAAUUAGCAAUCAGUACAACCAAGUCAUCGUUAUAAGGCAUCGCCCUCUUUUGCCCACCCCCAGCACCAGGUGUGGCCACUAGCCUAUAUGAAGGCCCAAAAUUGUGUGUUCCUUUCUGCUCUGACAAUGGCAUGCCCAUUCGUGCGAGAUGUGGUGGAUGAAGAAGCACUUGUGCUGAGGAGAGCCUUCAGGCGAGAAAGGGUCUUCAGGGACCGGUUGGACCCACUGGCCUUCCCUGAUGACCAUCUAUAUGAAAGAUACAGGUUUUCUGCAGAUGGCAUCAGGUAUCUAUGCAGACUACUGGGUCCCAGGAUUAAGCACCGCACUGCACGGAGCCAUGCACUGAGUGUGGAGCAAAUGGUUUGUGUGGCCUUGCGCUUUUUGCUAGUGGAGCCUUCCUGUACUCAGUGGGGGAUGCAGAACAGCUGAACAAGGCCACAAUUUGCCGCACAAUAAGGAGUGUGUGUCUGGCUAUCAAAGCAUUAGCAGAUGUCUUCAUCUCCUUCCCUGGCCACAGAAGACUCUGUGACAUCAAAGA